Molecule: messenger RNA, 1572 nt
Organism: Suncus etruscus (white-toothed pygmy shrew)
Lineage: Eukaryota; Metazoa; Chordata; Mammalia; Eulipotyphla; Soricidae
Gene: ARPC1A
Product: actin related protein 2/3 complex subunit 1A
Exons: 10
Coding region: 164-1276 (370 amino acids)
Biological process (GO): Arp2/3 complex-mediated actin nucleation
Cellular component (GO): Arp2/3 protein complex; actin cytoskeleton
Molecular function (GO): actin filament binding
Source: RefSeq, a predicted model, not a curated record
GUUUCCGGGAUCUGUCAGCCGCUCCCUCCGCGCCUCCGUCCUCCGCCCGCGCCCGCCGGAGCCUGUUCGCGUCGACUGCCCAGAGUCCGCGAAUUCUCCGGGCCCCCCGCGUCCGACCGCCCCGACUCCAGGAGCCUUCCAUCCUUGGAAUACACUGAGAAUAAUGUCUCUGCAUCAGUUUUUGCUAGAGCCAAUCACCUGCCAUGCCUGGAACAGGGAUCGUACCCAGAUUGCCCUCAGCCCCAAUAACCACGAAGUGCACAUCUAUAAGAAGAACGGGACCCAGUGGGUGAAAGCUCACGAACUCAAGGAGCACAACGGGCACAUUACAGGUAUUGACUGGGCACCCAAGAGCGACCGUAUUGUCACUUGUGGGGCUGACCGUAAUGCCUAUGUCUGGAGCCAGAAAGACGGUGUCUGGAAGCCGACCCUGGUGAUCCUGAGAAUAAAUCGCGCAGCUACCUUUGUCAAGUGGUCCCCUCUUGAGAACAAAUUUGCAGUGGGCAGUGGCGCCCGGCUCAUUUCUGUUUGCUACUUUGAAUCUGAAAAUGACUGGUGGGUGAGCAAGCACAUUAAGAAGCCCAUCCGGUCCACGGUGCUCAGCCUGGAUUGGCACCCCAACAAUGUUUUGCUGGCAGCUGGAUCAUGUGAUUUCAAAUGCAGAGUAUUUUCUGCCUACAUAAAGGAAGUGGAUGAGAAGCCAGCCAGCACUCCCUGGGGCAGCAAGAUGCCUUUUGGUCAGAUGAUGUCGGAGUUUGGCGGCAGUGGCACUGGUGGCUGGGUCCAUGGGGUUAGCUUCUCUGCCAGCGGGAGCCGCCUGGCCUGGGUCAGCCACGACAGCACUGUGUCUGUUGCUGAUGCCUCCAAAAGCAUACAGGUUUCGACUCUGAAGACGGAGUUCCUGCCCCUCCUGAGCGUGUCAUUUGUGUCGGAGAACAGUGUGGUCGCUGCGGGCCACGACUGCUGCCCCAUGCUCUUCAACUAUGAUGACCGUGGGAGCCUGACCUUUGUCUCCAAGCUGGACAUUCCGAAGCAGAGCAUCCAGCGGAACCUGUCGGCCAUGGAGCGCUUCCGCAACAUGGACAAGAGGGCCACGACUGAAGACCGCAACACUGCCCUGGACACGCUGCACCAGAACAGCAUCACUCAAGUGUCUAUUUACGAGGUGGACAAGCAAGACUGUCGAAAAUUUUGCACUACUGGCAUUGAUGGAGCCAUGACCAUCUGGGAUUUCAAGACUUUAGAGUCCUCGAUCCAGGGCCUCCGGAUAAUGUGAAGCGCAGGACCCUGCGGAUGGGCCUCUGCACCAGAGCAGCUGCCAGGAGAUGCUGAUAAAGCUGCUCGCAAGUCCUGUGUGUUUUUGUUUGAGUUUCACUGGUGAAAGUGUUGUGUUUUUUUUUUUUAACAGCAAUGAUUUGGAUUGUUUUUGUUCAUUUGUUGUUUUUGCCAUUUCAUUCCAUUCUUGACCAAAGCUUCUCUUAUUAUGAAAAGUGUCACACUAACUUAAAGGAAAGGGUAAGAAAGUCUGUAAAAUCUACUAAAAAUAAAAAAAAAAACAAACAAACACCUGAA